Owenia fusiformis is the source of this 2008-nucleotide messenger RNA. The record is from the annotation of a GenBank genome assembly. Lineage: Eukaryota; Metazoa; Annelida; Polychaeta; Sabellida; Oweniidae.
UGCCUACGCUGCCCAGGGGGAAAUUUUAUCGACACUGUGACAAACAGAAUUUUUAAAUCGAUUAUUAACCGAUAUUAGAGCAGAUAUGUUACGGGGUUGGAUACUGUGCCUCUUGGUAGCAUUCGCCUAUACAGAGGAUGAGCAUAAUAUCAGAAAGCGACAAGCCCCUGACUUUAUAGAUUUUGUCUAUAAUAUCUUAGAUGGAAUGCCACUUUCAUCCUGUUUCCAAUGCCCUUGGAUUCAGUCAACAAUAGACUGUUGCCACUUUCUUCCCCUUGGAGGACCUGAGUGGCAAACAACACGUUGUUCUCCCGGCCUCGCCUGGAAUCCCGAUGUCUGUAACUGCGACUACCCAGAGAACGUUCCAUUAUGCAACCCAGGAAGGGACUGCAUCUCUCUUCAAGAACCAGGGGUACCCCUACAAACGCCCACACCUGCGCCGUCAUGCCCCUUAAAUCUCGCAGAGGAUGAAUGUUGUCUGCCGAGAGUUGGUCAGUUCUACAAAAAGAUUAAUCUUACUCACUACCGGAUAAACAAUGGUCUGAUUCAGGGUUGCCCUCCUGGGCAGGAGUUUAGUGAAUUUGACUGUUGUUGUGAGGGACACGCAGUUCUGCCAAACCCGUGUAAGUUUUGGACUUUUGAUAGGAAGGUUGGAGAGGAAUACAUUGACAUAAAGCAACAGACAUAUGGUCAGUCUAUACGCGCUGAGAUAGGCAUAGGGGUAGACGAUGAAGGCAAAGGCCUUCAUAUGAACCCUAAUACUAUGAUGACAAUACCGUUCUUUGCCGGGGCGCAUUUGGGUAAAAAGUUCUCAAUUGCAAUAUGGGUGAAGUCGGAUUCGAAUAACAUUGGCAGUGCUGUGAUAAGUAACGGCAACAGAUUAAACGAUCCAACCGUUCUCUUGAUUAUGGUCGGGAAUAGUAUAGCAGGAGGUAUUGCAACACAGGAUGAAGAGUUCAUGGAUGCACUUGAUUUACCACUCACAAGCAUGGGAGGUGAUGGAUGGCAUUUUGUGGCAAUGGUCUACAACGAUCCAAUUCUUUCCUUCUAUAUCGAUGACCAACCAGCUAUCCAAUACCGCAAUGGUGGACCAAUCUUGUCCAACUACUGUCAACUGAAUAUUGGAGGUGUUUUGUUCCCAGAGCUCAACGUGGAUAACCUUGGGAUAUGUGACUUUGAUUGGACAGAAGCGCAGGUUGCGGAGUUCCAGAGCACCAAGAAUAUCCCUACAGAUCAACAGUUCACAGUCCGUGGUUAAAACAGGCCAUGGCACAACUAUUGACACAUUGCCUGUAGAGAGGAAUAAAUUCGAGGAAAUUGAUAUUAAACUCAUGAAAUAUUCAGUGUGCUGUGACGUUUGUAUUUUGAAGUAAUCAGCUUUGAUUGGUAUAUUGGUUUAAAUUGGAUCCUUAAUCUAAUAUCAAAUAAUUCACGCGUCCAAGCAGAAUCCUCUUCACCAACGAAUAAAUCUGGAAUACAAUAUUUUGGUAUCACACGAUCAUUAAUUAAUACAAGUUGAGGAGCUACUGAAAACACUUCUUCGAACCGUUUUAUUGCUUGGUUAAAUCAAGCGAAGUAUCGACAUGGAGAAGUUAAACUCCGCAGUAUUAAUUGGUCAAUAACAACCAGCAGUGAACAUUUUCACCCGACAAACAAUACUCUGGGUAUAAAACAUUUUAUUUUGUUCAUAUUCCAAAACAAUAUCUUCUAACGUGUUAGUUAGUUUCGAUAUCCUAACAACAUAUUUGAGUUGAGUUUAAUUAAUGUGCCAUUUAUUGUUGAAACUAUCAGUCAAAUGUGUGGUUAAUGAUUUGGACGCAUUAUUUGAUGACCUUCGAUACGAUGCUCAAAAUGGUUGAUUCAGAUAUGACCGUUCUCUAAUGAAAUCUCUCAACCAAUCAGAACGCAGUAUAGCCGUGCAUUAAUUCUUCAAUCUCCUUACAUAACACGAACGACCGUGAUCUAUGUAUUGUGUUGUACUGCGUGUCACAGCAAGUUUGGUUAUUUC